CAAUAGCUUUGUAUAACCUAAAAGACGAUCGCAAUAGCUUUGAAUAACCAGCAAUGUCAUAAAAGGAUGUUUGGAUAACCAGCAAUGUCAUAAAAAGAUGUUUUUGUGUUAUAUGAUGUCGUGCAACGCCAUCUGUUGGUAACAAAGAAUAGUGUGGCGUCAGGCGGGAUGAAUUGGCCACUCACCCCUCCUUCCGCACACGCUUAGAGUAUAAAAGGAGAACUUUGGAUACUCUCGGUAGAGUCUACUGCGGGUUGCGUACGGACGCCCAGCCGGUAUUGAAGCUGCUCUACCUGGAGUGUUGGCUCUCCCUCCUAUUGGCGCACGCCAGCAUCUCCAGCAUGUGUGAUGUGGAUAUAUCAGAGCCCACCAGUCCAACCCUGUGUGCUGAGUCUUCAGACCAGUACUUUCAUGUGGACCGUUGGCAGAAACUUCGCACCGCUGUGCGCAAACUGGAAUUCUGGGAAAACUUUUGUGCUGAGCUCAUUGGGAGUGGCUUCUUCUCCAAGGUCUAUAAGGUAAUACACACUACUAGUGCCAAGGUGAUGGUUGUGAAGAUAUACAAAAAAGACGUGGACCAAGACAGCAUUAUACGUGAAAUCAGCCUUCUUCAGAAACUCUCCCAUCCCAAUAUUGUCAGAUAUCUGGGAAUAUGUGUCAAAGAAGACAAACUCUAUCCAAUUUUAGAGUACGUGAAUGGUGGCUGUCUGGAGGAGCUCCUGGCCAGGAAAGAUGUUGCCCUGGGCUGGAAAGAGAAGGUGGACCUUGCCUGCGAUAUUAGCAGAGGAAUGAUCUACCUGCACUACAAGAAUAUUUACCACAGAGACCUCAACUCAAAAAAUUGUCUGAUCCGAGUGACAUCACGAGGUCGAGAGGCCCUCGUGACAGACUUUGGUCUUGCUCGAGAGGUGGUGGAACUGCCGGUCAAAGACCCCGGCAGGAAGCUCUCAUUGGUUGGCUCUGCUUUUUGGAUGGCCCCAGAGAUGCUCCGAGGGGAGCCGUAUGACCGCAAGGUGGAUGUUUUCUCCUUUGGAAUUGUGCUUUGUGAAAUCCUGGCCAGGAUCCCUGCUGACCCUGAGAUACUGCCGAGAACACAGGACUAUGGCUUGGAUGAGAAUGCAUUCAAGGACCUCGUGACCGACUGUCCUCAACGUCUCUUAGAACUGGCAGCCAGCUGCUGUAUGGUUGAGUCCUUCAGACGUCCAGCAUUCACAGAGCUGUUAGAUGAGUUAGGAGAAUUUGCAGAUAGUCUGGAACCACCACCAAAAUCAGAACUGGCCUUAACCUGAGUUGCCGAGGGAUGAGUCACUGAGGCACUGGGAGAAGAACAGCAUCCUGAUUGAGAGAUAAUCACAUUUCACCCACCUGCGACAAGACUGCUCAAGUGAGGCAGUGCAAAUAUAUUUGAGAGGAUCUCAGGGGGGAGUACGAUGACUUGUUGUGGACACUUUUUAUUGACAUUUCCAUUUAUAUAAAUAGAUACGACUCAAAGUGGACUGUACAUAGAAUUUUCAGUUUCUUUUUUUGUGCGUUUCUUUUAUUACAUGUUAAAAUAUACCAAAUGGUGACAUGCCAUUUCCUUUGUUCUUGUCUGAAAGUUAGGCUUGUAACAAAUCAUACAGUCACAUAUGUUGAUGUAGGUUCUUUUUCUUUCACAACAGCAUAUCUUAUUGUUUCUUGGAUUUUAAUUUGGGUCAGGAUUGGCAGUAGAGUAGUUUGCCUUCUAAGUAAGAGGACUGCACUCAAAAUUCCCCAAGAGAACAGCUUUUAACUACAAAAAAAAUAAGGUUCUUAAAUCGGGAGCAGAACCAAUCUUUGUGGGCAUGCUGACUUUCUGGACUUCAUAGUCUGACUUUCGUAAUAAUGAGACAACACUGGUGGCCAGGUCAAAUCAUCUCCACAAUAAAUAUGAGGCAGUGAAAGAUUCACAAAGGUGUCAACAGUUUUGAAUAGAAAUGUUUUUUGUUCCAAUUGAAGACAAAGAGAUGUUUCAGAAAGUCAACAUAACUACAAAGUAUUAAGAAAUUAAUAAUGUGCUGGCGUGUAUUACAAGCUGGAGAUAAGAUGUUUUAUGGGUCUCAGGAUGACAAAGUUACUUUGGAUUUAAAAUGACAGAUAAUGGUAUUUUGGGUACUAUUUUUACAGUGAAAGACUUCAAGAUUGAAAAAUGUCUUGCCAGGAUGUGCAUAUGAAUCUACAUUCAAAUUAAUUUUUAUUUGGUUGCU
Molecule: messenger RNA, 2225 nt
Organism: Syngnathoides biaculeatus (alligator pipefish)
Lineage: Eukaryota; Metazoa; Chordata; Actinopteri; Syngnathiformes; Syngnathidae
Product: PKc_LIMK_like_unk domain-containing protein
Exons: 9
Coding region: 342-1289 (315 amino acids)
Biological process (GO): protein phosphorylation; actin cytoskeleton organization
Cellular component (GO): cytoplasm; nucleus
Molecular function (GO): protein serine/threonine kinase activity; ATP binding
Source: RefSeq, a predicted model, not a curated record